Labrus bergylta (ballan wrasse) is the source of this 3015-nucleotide messenger RNA. RefSeq names its product presenilin 2 (gene psen2). Gene Ontology annotation, cellular component: Z disc; cell surface; neuronal cell body. Gene Ontology annotation, biological process: protein processing; amyloid-beta metabolic process; calcium ion transport. Gene Ontology annotation, molecular function: aspartic endopeptidase activity, intramembrane cleaving. NCBI's taxonomy places the organism in Eukaryota, Metazoa, Chordata, Actinopteri, Labriformes, Labridae. The record is from RefSeq and is a predicted model, not a curated record.
AGCACCACGUGACGCGCCGAUCAGCUGACUGCCGGGUUCCGGGUUGUCGGUCGGUGUUUACUUUGAAAUCAGCUUCUUCUUCUUCUUCGAUCUCCGCGGCUGAAUCAGCAGCCAUGAACGCCUCCGACACCGACGAGGACUCGUAUAACGAGAGGACGGCGUUGGUCCCGUCUGAGAAUCCUGAGGUGCAGUCCUACAGCCCUGAUGCUGACCACACCCCCCCUGACAGCACGCCAUCCAAAAAGCCUCAGGUGACCAGGAGGGCGGGUCCGGCUGCAGCAGACGGCGUUGGUGGUGGCGGCGGUGGCAGCUCGGAUCAGGAGGCAGAUGCUGAGGAUGAGGAGCUGACUCUGAAGUAUGGAGCCAAACAUGUCAUCAUGCUGUUCAUCCCCGUCACGCUCUGCAUGGUCGUGGUCGUCGCCACCAUCAAGUCUGUCAGCUUCUACAGCGAGAAGACCGACCAGCGACUGAUCUACACGCCGUUCUCGGAGAACACGUCGUCUGUGGGCCGCCGGCUCCUCAACUCGGUCCUGAACACCAUCAUCAUGAUCAGCGUCAUCGUGGUCAUGACCAUCCUGCUGGUCGUUCUCUACAAGUACCGCUGCUACAGGUUCAUCCAGGGCUGGCUCAUCCUGUCCUCCCUCAUGCUGCUCUUCUGGUUCAGCUUCAUGUACCUGGGCGAGGUGUUUAAGACGUACAACCUGGCGGUGGAUUACCCAACCGUGGGGGUGAUCAUCUGGAACUUCGGGGCUGUGGGGAUGAUCUGUAUCCACUGGAAGGGCCCGCUCCAGCUGCAGCAGGCCUACCUCAUCCUCAUCAGUGCCCUCAUGGCCCUCGUCUUCAUCAAGUACCUGCCCGAGUGGUCAGCCUGGGUCAUCCUGGGCGCCAUCUCCGUCUACGACCUGGUGGCCGUCCUCUCUCCUAAAGGUCCUCUCAGGAUGUUGGUGGAGACGGCUCAGGAGCGGAACGAGCCCAUCUUCCCCGCCCUCAUCUACUCCUCGGCCAUGAUGUGGACGGUGGGGAUGGCGAGCCCGAUGGGCCAGCGCUCCGGACAGGAAACGGACGAGGAGGCGGAUCAGAGGAGCCAGGGGGCGGAGCCUGAGAUACGACCGUCCCGCUCGUUUCCAGAGGACGACCUGGAGGAGGACAGAGGGGUGAAGCUCGGUCUCGGGGAUUUCAUCUUCUACAGCGUCCUGGUUGGAAAAGCUGCAGCGACAGGUGGAGACUGGAACACGACGCUCGCCUGCUUCGUCGCCAUUCUCAUUGGCCUGUGUCUGACUCUGCUGCUGUUGGCGAUCUUUAAGCGAGCGUUACCGGCGUUGCCGAUCUCCAUCGCCUUCGGCCUCGUCUUCUACUUCUCCACGGACUUCCUGGUUCAGCCGUUCAUGGACAACCUGGCCGCUCACCAGUUCUAUAUCUGACAGAAGCCCCGCCUCCUAACCUUCCAUGCACAAAGACUGUCCCUGUUCCUGUGCAGGUGAUCCACCUGUCCGUUUGAAGAACACGAUGCAUUAAUCAAAACACAGGAAGUGAUGUAAUGCAGACGCAGGAAGCUCAGGUGUGUUUCUGAUCACCUGCUAAACAAACAUUUGAAGGAAAGUUCCACCUCAAACCUUGUACCUCCUCACACCUGUAGAGUCUCUGUAACGCUUCUGACGGGACGAUUCAACUCUCGCUGUGAUGUUUGUUCGUCAAACACCACGGCUGCUUCUGAUUGGCCGACGCUCCUGUCAGUCAAAACACGCCCAAACAUUCCUGUGUUUUUUUUCUGGAUAAAUUUACAUGAAUUCGUUUUCUCUCUUCCUGAGUUUUUUUUAGCUUUCUGACAUGGCUCGUCCUGAUUGGUCCACACAGACUGAGAACACGCCCCCACAUUAACCUCCCCGUCACACACGUCUGAUUUAAAAACUACCGCUAACGAGCCGUCAGGUAGCUCAGUGUCUCCAUGGCAAUGAGUACAGCAGCUUCACUCUGGUUGCUUUCAUGAAACACUCAAAUAUAAAUCUUACCUUCAGGUCGAGUUCACUUUGAACCAAACUUUAUUUAAACACGUUCAGAAAAACGUUUGAAAAAGUGAGCGAACAGGAAGCUCAUUAAAAUAAACUUUUUCAAACACGAGUCUGCGUACGGACCAUGACGGUUAAAAUAGGACUAAAAACCUCUGAGGUUUCAAAAACUCGUUAAGUUUAUCGUAAACGUACGACUUUUUCACCUAAAAAAAAAAACAAAACUACGAGAUAAAUUUCUUCUACAUUAACGACUCAUCAUUUCGUACUUACAAGGUUUUUGUCUCGUAUAAUUACUAUAAUCUCAAAAGAGUAAAAUAUCUCGUAACGUACGACUUAUCAUCGGAAAGAUGUCGGGUUAAAUUCCUCGUGAAAUAACGACUUUUGAAUCUCAUAAAUUCUGAUUUGAGUUUUAAGCACAUUAACGACUUUAUAAACUCAAACUGGGAGAAUUAUUUGUUGAAAAUUACGAAGUUUUAAUAAAAAAUAUUUUUUAUUAAAUUUAUGACUUUAUAGUCAAAUAUUCUGCGUUAAUUUUUUUUAAAAGCAUAAAUUUUUUUUUAAUUAAAAGCAUUAGCAUUAAGCUAGUUUAGCUCCAAAAACGUACCUGAGUAUCUGACUUUUCUACUAAGAGAGCAGCGAUCAUAGCGGAGCGCCUCCUGGUGGCCGUGAACAACUUCAGUUACUUUCAGGUUUAAGGUGGAAUUUUCCCAGAAUUCAUUCAGUUCCAGGUUUUUAAUAUUAUAACAAAGAACGAAUCUCUCUGCUGUAAAGUUUAAAUUAGUCAGACUAGACGGAGUUUAAAGAAACUUGAUGUGCUCGGUGAAAAAGAGAUUUAGUUAGAACUUCAUUAAUCCAGCAGGAAACAACGAUUCAUCAAUUGUUUCCUUUUAGGAUAGAAACAUAUUUUAUUAUCUAUUAAUCUGAGUUAUCCACAUCUCUGUUUCUGGUUUUGAUGUUUUUCUUUUGUAAAUAUUAUAAUAAAUGAAAUAUCUUUUCAAACUUUCAA